AUGCCUGAAGGUCACAGUUCAACCGAUGGACGCGUCUCCAAGACCUCUGGGCGUAUCCAAUCAUUUAACGAGUCAAAUAUCGCCGCGUUGGAACGAGAGCUUGACGCGCCCGAUGACCAACUGCGGCACCGCUUGAACAGCCAUCCGGCUCGCUCAGCUCGUGUGGCUGCUCCUAGGACACUUGAUGAUGCACAGGAAAAUAUCUUGAUUCAGUGGAUUCAGCAGGUGAAGGAGCUAUCCUCUCUUCCUACAGCAACUCAAAUCACGACAAGCGCGAACCAAAUUUUGAAUCUCGACCGAAACAACACCACUACUAUUAGCAAGGCUUGGGUUGAUCGCUUCAUCGAACGCCUACCGGAUGACUUGAAGCCGUCUAAAGCACGACUAUCCAAGAAAAAAUACCUCGAGUCAUCCGAUCUUGAGACUAUGCAGCAUUGGUUUGACCGUCUGGGGGCAUUGGUCGCCGGGGUUUCCUCGGAAAACAUCUAUAAUUUCGACGAAACAACCUUCCGAAUCGGUGAGGGAAUGAGACCUCGUAUGGUCAUCACUAGUAGCCUCCGUGACCGACCUGUUUACGACACGGAUAGAAACUACACUGAAUGGAUAACCACGAUCGAGUGUCUCGCCGCCAACGGGUGGACAGCAGAUCCAUUUCUCGUUUUUCAAGGCGAAUAUUUUCUCGAGGACUGGUUUGAGGUUGAGGGCCUUCCCAAACAAGCUACCUUUACUCUUUCGCCGAACGGUCGGAUAACUGAGAAGACUGGAUGGGAAUGGAUCCAAUUUUUCCAUCGCAAGACCAAAGACCGCGUCGCAGACGGGCAGCAGCGGCUUUUACUCUUCAGGGGCCAACCUCAAUAUUUGACUUACAAAUUCCUCCGAUUUUGCGAGCAACACUUAAUUGUCCCAUUCUGCUUUCCACCGAAUAUCGGCCAUUUUAUGCAACCUUUCGACGUCAAGGCUUUCCAAGAUUACAAGCAGUAUUGGAAGCAAAAACACUACAGCUGCUUUGCUCCACCUGACGAUGCCGAUGACGAGAAAUCAGACUUUAUGGAGGGGUUCCCUCCUGUUCGUGAGAAAGCAUUGAGACCCCAGGUCAUUACCGAUGCGUUUGCCGACCAAGGCAUAUUUCCGUUCGAUCCGUCUAGGAUGAUUCAGCCCCUUCAACAGGAGUUAUAG
This is a messenger RNA of Penicillium lagena, 1176 nucleotides long. RefSeq names its product transposase. Gene Ontology annotation, molecular function: DNA binding. The coding region runs from base 1 to 1176 and encodes 391 amino acids. The transcript has a single exon. The record is from RefSeq and is a predicted model, not a curated record. Gene Ontology annotation, cellular component: nucleus. Lineage: Eukaryota; Fungi; Ascomycota; Eurotiomycetes; Eurotiales; Aspergillaceae.